AUGGCGAGGGCGAAGGGCGGUGGAGGCGAUCCAGAACCGUGCGAGCUCUGCGGUUCGAGGGCGUCGCUGUAUUGCCAAGCGGACGAGGCGUAUCUGUGCCAAAAGUGCGACAAAAUGGUUCACAGCGCAAAUUUCUUGGCGCUGCGACACGUACGGUGCCUGCUGUGCAACACGUGCCAGAGGCAGACGCGGAGGUAUCUGUUGGGAGCGUCGAUGGAGGUUGUGCUUCCGAGUAUUGUGAGCAGUUCAUCGAUGGACAGGAAUUUCCAAAAUGAUUCAGAUGGUUAUGAUCAAAAUUCCUCCCAACUUCUGAAAACUCUUUGUCUCUUUCUCUAA
Molecule: messenger RNA, 336 nt
Organism: Cucurbita maxima (winter squash)
Lineage: Eukaryota; Viridiplantae; Streptophyta; Magnoliopsida; Cucurbitales; Cucurbitaceae
Product: B-box domain protein 30
Exons: 1
Coding region: 1-336 (111 amino acids)
Molecular function (GO): zinc ion binding
Source: RefSeq, a predicted model, not a curated record